Molecule: messenger RNA, 585 nt
Organism: Plasmopara halstedii
Lineage: Eukaryota; Oomycota; Peronosporomycetes; Peronosporales; Peronosporaceae
Exons: 2
Coding region: 1-585 (194 amino acids)
Molecular function (GO): aminoacyltransferase activity
Source: RefSeq, a predicted model, not a curated record
AUGCGAGGCCGUGACAUCAUCUCGACGGUUGCUGUCCUAAUUGCGCUGCAAGCGCAUAAAAUUUCAAGCACUUUGAAUCGUAAACUUGAGGCCAUGAGAGAGAAUGAAGAUCUGAUGAAGAUGGAAGAAUUUUUCGGAGUGAAGGCGGAAAGAAAGCUGGAAAAAAUGCUCACGUCGGCGAAACACAAGCCAGCACCAUGGAAUGGCCCAAGCUGGCUCACGAUGAACGACAGUAUAAAUUUCUGUUACUUGUCGGGCGAGAUGAGUCCUGCUGAGAAGUAUGCGCGAGCUUUUGGGCUGGAUGUGAAAGACUUUAUGGAUAAAGUUUCAGCUCAGUCUGGCAUCGAUUCGGUGGCAAAUCGUACUACACCAUGCACCGAUCACAGUGAAUGCGAGGAGAAUUUUUGUGCUCAGCGUACCAACGCAACAUCGGGCUAUUGCAUUCCAGCGUGGUUCGGUUUAAGUCAUGCGUUGGCACCAGCCGCCACUCUAGAGAAAGAGCCAAUUUGUUCCGUGCUGUUUAUAUCGAUGCUAACACCACUUACCUGUAUGGCGGACGUCGAUAUAACGGUGAUGACAACGUGA